This is a messenger RNA of Saccostrea echinata, 1095 nucleotides long. RefSeq names its product 26S proteasome non-ATPase regulatory subunit 10-like. The record is from RefSeq and is a predicted model, not a curated record. Lineage: Eukaryota; Metazoa; Mollusca; Bivalvia; Ostreida; Ostreidae. The transcript has a single exon. Gene Ontology annotation, biological process: intracellular signal transduction. Gene Ontology annotation, molecular function: protein binding. Bases 13 to 1026 code for a protein of 337 amino acids. Gene Ontology annotation, cellular component: cytoplasm.
UAGUUUGACGUCAUGGAUUACAUGGAAGAUGGUUUGUUCGAUGUGAUAUCUCGUGGUGACACGACUGCCUUUAAGGACUACCUUGAUCGAGGCUUAGAUGUCAAUCAUGCAUUCAGAAGUACCGACCGACAAGAGCGCCUCGGUAAAACCCUCCUAGAGGUCGCUUUAGAAAAGAGGCAACCGGAUAUUGCAGCACUGCUUGUCGAAAGCAAAUGCAAUGCAGAUCUGAAAUAUAUCGUUGAUGUACGAAACUAUGCGUAUUUCCUCCGUGAGUAUAAAAAGAAAGACAAAUUGAAGCUUACACCAAUGUUUCCGGCGAUAGUUCAUGGGCACUUGGCUACCAUCAAAACUUUGGUGAAAGGUGGAUAUGACGUCAGUAACUAUGAUGACCGGGGUUGCACUGCCUUGUGGCACGCAACAGAUUUAGACAGCUAUGAAAUGGUGAAAAUAUUGCUCAGUGGAACAAAUUCAAAAACAUCAGUAAAUAAGCCAGACAAUGCUAAACUGCGACCUCUCCAUAUUGCGGCGAUGCAUGGAAACAACCGAAUAGCAUCUUUGCUAACCAGGAGUGGCGCGGACAUAGAUGCUGUACAAAUUCGAGGUUGGACCUCCCUUCUUUUGGCGUGUCGCGCAGGCUCAGAACCGACAGCAAAACUACUGCUUUUGAACGGCGCUGAUCCAAAUCACGUGGGUAAAAAUGGCCACACCCCUUUGUCGACGUCACUGCAGUAUACGGAAAGCUACACUAUUGCGUACAUGCUUCUAGAGUCCGGCGCAGAAGUGAACUUGGAACUGUUACGGAGAUGCAGAGAAGAGAAAUUCAUGAACUUGCUGGCUAACCCCGGAUUGUACCAGCUCUUGAAAUUCUGUUCUGAAUCUCCCCAUACAUUACGGACUUUGUGUUGCAUAACGAUCAGAAAAUUCUUGGCGAAUUCUCCAAGUACUGUUCACUUGGUUGAAAAAGUUGAACAAUUGCCAAUACCGAAACUUAUCAAGGAAUAUAUUCUUCUAGGUCAUUUGAUAUAACAUGACUGAGAGAUUCCUUAAAGAAAUCAGCAGUAUUUUUUUUUUUUUUUUGUCUUUCAUUUUCAUUAA